Messenger RNA from Diuraphis noxia (Russian wheat aphid), 2129 nucleotides. RefSeq names its product Sulfide quinone oxidoreductase (gene Sqor). Lineage: Eukaryota; Metazoa; Arthropoda; Insecta; Hemiptera; Aphididae. Gene Ontology annotation, molecular function: FAD binding; sulfide:quinone oxidoreductase activity. The record is from RefSeq and is a predicted model, not a curated record. Gene Ontology annotation, cellular component: mitochondrion.
UACACUACGUUACGUAUAGUGCGUACACGAUAUCGCAAAUACGAAUUGGACACAAMGACCAUUUUCAGCUUUCUCAUAAUAAAUUGUAAAAUUUUCCAAGCAGUUUGUUUUUGGUAACGAAGCACAUAAAAACUUUCCAAGUAUUACUUGGUGUACACUGUUACAACAAUUAAUAAUUUAUCGACAUGUAAAUACGUUAUCUUCAAGGAUGUAUCAAAUAGUAUAAUAGUAUUAGUAUAUCAUAAUAUUAUUUCUGAUUUUGUACACUGGACAGACGUUGGCGAUAAACCAAAUACAAUUGAACCAAAACGACAAGAGCUGCAGAGAAAGGUGAAACAAUAAUCUAUUUUUAAAUCAGUUCAGCACAUCUCUGUCUCUCCGAGAACACGGUUAUCAACUUACAGUGUCGUGUCGGUACGGUGAUCUAUAUUUCAGAGACAGGACACAGGAAGAAGCACAGUGAACGAGUUAAGUAGUUAACCAUAUUUAUCCCAAUCAGUAAUCAACGCUCAAUGAUAAUAAUCCACAUUAUUUGUUAUAUUAUGAUACGUUAAAAUUUAAUACUUGAUAUGAUUAGAAUUAUGGAUGACCAUAAACCUUGACCACGGAUUAAUAUAUAUUAAUCCGUGACCUUGACUAUAGUUGUAUAACCUGUUAGACGUCAGUCAUUACUUGUUGAGUAUAUAGAUAACAGAAAUAAUCUCGGAUUUAUCGACGUAAUUAUUUAAUAGCUUGAAAAAUAUAUCCAAAUAUAAACAAAAAACUAACAGCUAUACAAUAUAAACUCAGAAAUUAACAACUAAAGAACAGACAUUUUUUACUUUUUUCACAAUGUUUUCAAAUUGUGUGAUUACUAGAAACAUUCAGCAUAGUUGUAAGUUGUUGAUUGUUGGUGGAGGUUCUGGAGGAUGUACAAUGGCAGCUAAGCUUUCAAAAUAUGAACGUGAUGUGAUUUUACUAGAACCAAAUCAGACACACUACUAUCAACCUAUGUUCACGUUGAUUGGUGGUGGUAUGAAAACUAUUUCCCAAGCCUCUACUUCAACAAAAUCAGUGAUUCCAAAAAAUGUAAAUUGGAUUCAAGACAAAGUCAAAAGUUUUAAUCCAACAGUAAAUAUUGUAACAACAUCAAACGGAGAUACAAUUAAUUAUGAUUAUAUGGUGGUGUCUAUUGGAUUACAAUUAAAUUAUGAUCAAAUCAUUGGCUUAAGAGAAGCCCUUGAAAAAAAAGAUAGUGGAGUAUGUACAAACUAUUCAUCUCAGUAUGUAGAAAAAACUUAUCAAGUUAUGCAGAAUUUCAAUGGUGGAAAUGCAAUAUUUACAUUUCCUAAUACACCGAUUAAAUGUGCUGGAGCUCCUCAAAAAAUAAUGUAUAUUACUGAUGAUUAUUUAAGAAGAAAAGGUAAAAGAAACAAGGCGAAUAUUAUAUACAAAACAUCCACACCUGCAAUAUUUGGAGUUAAAAAAUAUGCACAGAAGUUACAACAACUAUGUAACGCGCGGAAUAUUUCUGUAGCCACAAGACAAAAUUUAAUAAAAAUAGAUUCAACCCAGAACAAAGCCACUUUUGAACAUCUUGAUAUACCAAAUAAAACAGAAUCAAUUGAAUAUUCUAUGCUUCAUGUUACUCCACCAAUGGGUCCACCAGAUGUUCUAAUGAAAUCCAGUCUCAGCAACAGUGCUGGAUAUUUAGAUGUUGACCCUUAUACAUUACGUCACAAUGUUUAUGGAAACAUAUUUGGAAUUGGAGAUUGUACGAGUUGUCCAACAUCAAAAACAGGAGCUGCAGUAGCAGCACAAAGUAUUGUUGUUCUUAAAAACAUGAUAAAUGUGAUGAAUGGUAAAGACAUCAAAGAAAAAUAUGAUGGAUACACAUCUUGUCCAUUAGUCACUGGAUAUAGCAAAUGCAUUUUAGCAGAAUUUGAUUAUGACCUUAAACCAUUAGAAACAUUUCCAAUAAACCAAGGGAAUGAAUUGCGCAGUAUGUUUUUUUUGAAGAAACAUGUACUACCAUUUAUUUACUGGAAUAUAAUGCUUAAAGGUUAUUGGAACGGCCCUAAAAUGUUAAGAAAAAUUAUGCAUUUUGGUCUUGAUUAAAUUAAAUAAAAUAUUAUUAAAAAAUAAAAUUA